Striga asiatica is the source of this 1765-nucleotide messenger RNA. The record is from the annotation of a GenBank genome assembly. Lineage: Eukaryota; Viridiplantae; Streptophyta; Magnoliopsida; Lamiales; Orobanchaceae.
AUGGGAAGAGCUACCAAGUGGUUGAAGGCCCUGUUUGGAAUUAAGAAUAGAGAAAAAUUUGAAACGGAUUAUUGUUGGGUUGAGCUGAGAGACACGAACCCAUUAAUGUCCAGUCGUACAAUAGCUGGCAUAACCAUUGCCAAGGCCGUGUGGCUCAACUCGUUUUAUAAUGAACCCGACAACGAGGAGAAACGGCACUCCAGGGCAGUAGCUGCCGUCACCGCGGCAUCUGCCGACGCCGCCGUGGCCGCGGCUCAGGCGGCGGCCACCGUCGUUCUUCUCACCACUCGAACGCGGGAAAAGUUGGCUGCUGCUAAGAUCCAAGCGGCUUUUCGUGGAUAUAUGGCCCGAAGAGCACUACGGGCUUUGAAGGGACUGGUGAAGAUUCAGGCACUGGCGAGAGGAUUUUUGGUGCAUAAGCAGGCAGCUGCAGUACUGAUGCAAGCUCUUAUGAGGGCUCAAGAACGUGUUCGGGCCCGGAAGGCCCGACGGUUCACCAAUUAUGAUGAAGAUUAUCCUUCAGCCCCAAAAUCCCUGGUCAGUUCAUCAGACCUAGUUUUAUGGCCACCUUUCCACAAUAUACAAACAGCCCCAGAUUCCAUGCUCCAAUCCAACCCUCCACAAACAGAACAACAAAGAAACCCCCCAACUAGGAAAAAAAUGGGAAGAGCUACCAAGUGGUUGAAGGCCCUGUUUGGAAUUAAGAAUAGAGAAAAAUUUGAAACGGAUUAUUGUUGGGUUGAGCCGAGAGAUACGAACACGUUAAUUUCCAGUCGUACAACAGCUGGCAUAACCAUUGCCGAGGCCGCCUGGCUCAACUCAUUUUAUAAUGAACCCGACAGCGAGGAGAAGCGGCACGCCAGGGCAGUAGCUGCCGCCACCGCGGCCGCUGCCGACGCCGCCGUGGCCGCGGCCCAGGCGGCGGCCACCGUCGUUCUUCUCACCACUCGCGCGCGGGAAAAGCUGGCUGCUGCUAAGAUCCAAGCGGCUUUUCGGGGAUAUAUGGCCAGAAGAGCACUACGGGCUUUGAAGGGACUGGUGAAGAUUCAGGCGCUGGCGAGAGGAUUUUUGGUGCGUAAACAGGCGGCAGCAGUACUGCACAGCAUGCAAGCUCUCAUGAGGGCUCAAGAAAGUGUUCGGGCCCUGAAGGCCCGACGGUUCACCAACUAUUAUGAAGAUUAUCCUCCAGCCCCAAAAUCCCUGGAAAACUUGGUAGAUCAUCUCCCGCCAAAUUUGGAUGUUGGGAGGACCUCAUUGUCAUACGAAGACAGCCCAAAAAUAGUUGAAAUUGAUACAUGCUGCCAACCCAAAUCAAGGUCGAAAUUAGUCGAGAGCAAGAAAUUAGUCGGACCAAACCCCGACAAAUUCCACUUGUUCGGUCCAAAUGACAACACAGUUAACAAACACUGUAUCAAGGUAAGACAGAGGUCGCAGAGUGCUCCAAAACAGAGAUUCUCUCUACAUGAAUUGAUGGAGUCAAGAAAUAGGUAUUCAGAUGUGGUUAGAAGGCCAAUUUUGUUCCCUCGGGCCCGAGAUUCUGCGCAUUUUAAGGAUGCUUUAAUAGGAAAGCUUGGCGGGUCUCCAAAUUUUGUGGAGGAAAGAGUUUGAAGCAAGUGUUAAUUUCUUCUUUAUCAUCGACAUUAAAAAUUGAGACAAAACGACGUGCCUAGCUAGAGGUUUGUUAAUGACUAGCAAAGUGUUAAAUUUAGAUUUUGAUUGAGCAAAGGGGAUAUUCUCUGUUUCCAAUCUCGUAGUUGAAUGAGAC